AUUGUUGGUAAUAGCUUUUUGUUAACUAUUGGUUUUUUACCAAAAGAAAAAAUUCCUCGAUGUACGUCGGUAAUGGAAAAAUGACCAGAGUAACUUUGCCCAAUUGUGUUAAGAAGCAAACUGUUCUGCGGUAUAUUACAAAAUUUGCUAUGGACGCGCAAACUAGCGCUUAUAGAAAAAUGCUGGCCUGCACCGUAUCGAGCAUUCUGGUAGAAAAAGGAUUCGAUACGGUUGAGAAAGACGCUCUCGGAUCGCUCACGGAAAUGAUCCAGGCGUUUCUUUCGGAAAUCGGUUUUCUCAGUAAGAAUUAUUGCGAGCUCUCUGGCCGAACAGAGCCUCUUAUUGCCGACGUCAUUUUGGGAUUUACAGAAAUGGGUUUUGAGUUCAGUUCUCUAGAAAACUACAUCAAGUCUAGCAAGCACUCGGUGCUACCCUCGUUGCAAGCCCAACAGGCUCAGAAACAACUGAGUAUGCUUUCAGCUGGCAAGAAACAUGAUUUGCCCUCGUACAUCCCCCAACAUUUCCCCUCAUUUCCAGAUCCUCACGCUUAUGUUCGGACACCUACUCACAAGCAACCCAUUAUUGAUUAUGAGUCGGUGCGUGAGAAAGCCGCUGUCCAGAAAAAAGACGUGGAAAGGGCAUUAACAAAAUUUCUGGCCAAAACUAGUCCCACUCAUAGUUUAUUUGAUACAGAUGAGUCAAACAUAUUUUUAUUGAUUGCAUCAAAACCGCCUUACCCUCCUUAUCUUAGCGCGCUUUUACCACAGGACCAAAUUUUUGAUGCCGAAGACCUAGAGUAUGAUCCAAAGGCACAAAUACAGAGGCAGCAGAAGGAGCAUGAGGAAGCAAAGAACAUUAGUGUCAAAGAAGAACAGGAAGAGUCUCGAGAGAACGAAUCGCAAAACGAUUCCAUUAAAAGUGAAGAAAACACAUCAGGAAGUAAUUUUAUAGAUAAUCCCUAUUUAGCAGCAACCAAGUUACCUGUUAAGGACCACAUCGAUGUUUGUUGAUUCCAGGCGGACUAUUUUUAUUUAUUUACAAGUGUUAAUUAUGAAAAAUAAAAUGUUUUUUUAUUUAUUCAGUUCAAUAAUUAUUACCUUGAUAAGGACCAUAGAAUAAGAGAGAACGAGUUUUUUGAGGACUUUAUGCUUGAGGUUUUUCGGUACAACAGCGAAGGAGUGAAAACUACCUGAGUAUUGUUGUGCAAAUCUUUAGGCAUCGGCCCUAAUUUUAAUUGUUUUCUGUUAUUUGGUGAGUCCAUUUAACGCAUCCAGUUAUAUAUCAGUUUCUGUGGCUGGUAGUUUCCUCCUCUUGGCCCUCUAACCUUAACCAUGGGGGACUCUUCGGGGGGCGAGGGCCCCCGACGGUUAAUGCUGCACAAGAAAAUGACAGUUUAUCCAAUGAUUCUCAAAAUCGUCCGUUGAACGCCAUUAUUUGUAACAUUUUGCCACCGGAUUGCCAAAAAACUGCUGAAGAUAUUUCUAGGCUCCAGUAUUUUGAUGUGCCCUCAGGUGAAGAGUUGUCAAAGUUAUCGGCAGAGAUCCAGAUUAUCAAGAAUCAGUUCGAGCAAGACGCUGAAAUCCUGCGGGAAGUUGCCAAAAUCUCCGCAAACAUAAGAAGGACAGUAAAUCGGAAAACAAAAUAUGAAAUCACCAAUCAGGGGCCUUUUAUGGUGAUUCUGGAGGGGAUUACAAGUAAGGUGGGGACUCUUCAUCCUAUGAACUUUGGGAAGUUACUUCAAGCGCAGAAAGUUCAAGGUAUAUUGAAAAUUUCUAGAAAAGGAGCUAAUAAAAUCGGUUUGGAGUUUAACACCUCUGAGUCUGCAAAUAAAUUUUUAUCUAAUGAAACAUAUUCGACAGCUGGUGGGUAUAAUAAGUAUAUACCUCAAAGACUAGUCACUUGCCGAGGGUUGGUGAGGGACAUUGGUGACUUAAUUGAUGAGGAUGAUUUUUACUCUGAGGCAGAAGCCAAGGUUAACAUCGGAAGAUCGCUAAAGCGCGUUAAGAUUGUUAAUGUUCGCAGACUAACUAAAAGGGUCAAAUGCCCAGGUGUUCUGCCUGGCACUUUUGGUUUCAAGACAGUUCCAUCUAAUGAUUAUAUAAUAACAUUUGAGGGUAAAACUCUUCCAGAAUCAAUCUGUAUCUAUAAAAAUGAGUGUUCAAUCGAAAAAUAUGUUAGUCCUGUUGUCUUAUGUAUGAAUUGUUGCAGGUUUGGUCAUUGGAAAAACCAAUGCAAAAGCAAGGGUAGAUGUAGUUUCUGCGCUGGAGAUCAUCCAGUAUUUCAUUGUGAACUGAAAGAACAGUUUUAUAAGAAGAAACCAUGCCCGACAGACCACUUAAAUCAUGAAGGUAAAUGCAGCCUGGGUAAUUGCGAAAUAUCUCCAAAGCCAACUUGCAUCCACUGUAAAGGCUCUCAUCAGGCCACUGAUAGAUCAUGUCCGGAAAUGGACAGACAGAAGAAAAUCAAUGAGGCUAUGGCAUAGUACAACCUAUCCUUCUUUGAAGCGGCCAAACUCUUUCCAAGAGGCCCCAAAUCAAGUGAGUUUAAUCGCUCUAAUGAAAAUUUCCCUCCUAUUCAUAACACGGUUGCCCCCGUCUCUCAGCCUUCCCCUAGAUCUGCUUCUAAAACUUAUUCUGUCAUAGCAAAAAAGCGUAAGUCCCCCCAAAUAGAAUCAGGGUAUGAUAGGGACGCCUACAGGGAUUGUCUCGUGCCGCCUUUGACUAGGCAGAAGUUGAAUCACACUAGCAAAAGUCAAUCUUCUCCCUCAUAUUUAAAUGACUUAUCGUCAGAGUCCGAGAUGGACACUGCUUCUCCAGGGGUUUCUUCCUCUGGUGAAUUUUGGUAUCGGUUUGAAAAUUUAAAGAAAAAAGUUUUGUCCAAUAUACCCAGUAAAAGUGCUUACCAUGA
This is a messenger RNA of Cylas formicarius (sweet potato weevil), 2907 nucleotides long. RefSeq names its product transcription initiation factor TFIID subunit 8-like. The record is from RefSeq and is a predicted model, not a curated record. Gene Ontology annotation, biological process: transcription initiation at RNA polymerase II promoter. Lineage: Eukaryota; Metazoa; Arthropoda; Insecta; Coleoptera; Brentidae. The coding region runs from base 60 to 1010 and encodes 316 amino acids. Gene Ontology annotation, cellular component: transcription factor TFIID complex. Gene Ontology annotation, molecular function: protein heterodimerization activity. The transcript is spliced from 5 exons.